AUGGCCGCUGAGCAGGGUCGGACGGCUGAUCCGGACUUGGUCCGGCUUUGGCAUGAUGCCAUCGAAGACUUCAAGGGGAAGGCUCAGGCAUCGAAAGACUGGGAUGUUUUGAAGACGAUCAUCGACACUCAGAAGCAUCGUAGCUGGGUAGACAUCAAACAGGAUCCUGAGAGCUGGAAGAAUACGUUUGAGAAGAAACGGCAUCCACAGGAUCGUCUAUCCCGAUUCCGAACAGCGACGAACAACAUCUUCUCAAGCCUUGAAAAAUUCGUCGGCGUCUUUGGUUUCGCUGUCGAGGUCACAGCUGCAGCUAUUCCCCAGGCAGCGCCGGCUUCCUUCAUCAUUCAAGCUUUUUCAGCCAUCAUGGAGUCAUUCAGCCGGGUUAGCGAUGCCUUCGACAAUUUCAUGUCAUUUUGUGAGAGCAUGAGCGACACUUUCUGUCACCUUGGGGAACUCGAAGGACAACUCAGUGAGAAACCAGUCCUCUCAACAGACAUUGUGCAAGUGUUCCGAUCCACACUUCAGCUCUGUGCCGUAGCUAUUCAGAAGCCAGACAAACGGAUCAAAAUAUGGUACAAAAGUACCUUCAAGGGGGGCGAUAAGGAAUUAGAUGCAGCCUUCGAAGGCAUCAAAAAGUCAAUUAAUCGUCUGGACCUUGGGUUGCGCGUUGCCUCAUACGUUACCCUCCAGGAACUCAAGAAGAUGCACGCAAACGGAUCGGUGGAGAUGAACAAGACUCUCAAAGCAAUUCAAUUGAACGUUGACGAGUCUGACAAAUACGACAAGAAGCAGCUCGCAGAAAUCUCGCAAUACUUGGCAACCAUCGACCAGGGCUCUAUGCGCACUGAGAAGCAGCUUUCAGUGAUCAUACAACAGCUACAACGCACCGCAAAUCCAGCUCGGGGUGUUCAAGAGAGCGGCAGAAAAACCAAGAAAAAUCUGGCAACCAGAAAAGAUCAAGUAAUCGCCGCGCUUGAAGAGGAACUAUCCUCGCUCGAUCUAACAGAAUACAUCCAAGACCAGGAGGAAUGGCUUUUCGCUCCAUCCUGCGACUGGUUUCACGACCGUGAUGAGUACAAGCAGUGGUGCAAAGACCCCGAAGCCCGCAUUUUGUGGGUUACGGGAAAGCCAGGCUGUGGCAAGACCUUCUUAGCUCUGUCGACCUUGAAGAGGCUUGAAGGGCAGAACGAGAGUGUUGGCUACUUCUUUUUCCGGGAGGACAGAGUAAGACAACGUGAGCUUGAUUCUGCACUCGGAACAAUGGCAGUUCAAAUAGCGAAAUCCGACACCUACUACUCCCGAAAGAUCAGCGCAGACCUGAAGAAAGAUGGGAAUCCGAAAGCCAAUGGCCAGGGCAGCGCCGACUUGUGGAAACGACUUUUCGCCAAUCAAUUCACCGAAGAGAUGACGGAUCCCGUGUUCCUAAUCUUCGACGGCAUUGACGAGGCGAGCAAAGAUUCUCAAGAAGCGCUAUGCAGUAUACUUGCAAAGAUUGCUGAGGGGACUACACGAGUCCAUGUUCUGGUUACCGGGCAGGAUGCCUCAAUCCCUGUUCAGGCAGAGCCUGGAACAAAGGUUGUCGACAUGUCCGGUUCUGGUCUCAAGAAAGCUUACCGCUUGCUGUGCUCGGAACGCAUUGGCAAGAGUAUGCGACGGCUGAAGAAAUUCAGCAAACCCACGAAGCGGAAGAUAGCCAAAGUGUUAUCGGAGAAUGCGGAUGGAAUGCUCUAUAUUGAGAACAUGCUCUGCAGACUGGAAGCAAUCGGGCUUGAAAAACCAGUCCUUGACGAGAUCAGCACCCAGGUCCCCGAGGACAUACAUCAAGUAUACGAGCUGAUGCUUCGCGAUUGUCGCAAGGGACGAAAUGAAGAUCAGGCGAAAGCGCUGCAAGACGUGUUUGCUUGGCUCGCGUUUGCAAGACAGAGAAUGACCCUGCAACAAGCGGCAGCCAUUGCCCAACUUUCGCUACAGGACAAAAGUUCCCAUCUCGUCAUCGAGCAUGAGAUCGUAGGGAAGCUUUCUGACAUUCUUGAAAUUGUGCGAUCUGAAGACACCAUCCAGAAGAGCUUUGAUGACCAGGAGACACCUGAUGUUGAGGACGGUGGCCAUGCGUCAGAUGAAUCAGAAGAACUUCUCACCUUAGCUGAUGAUUUCAAGCGACCAAUCCAAUUUCAAGAGAGGAGCUUGCGGGAUUUCUUCAAAAACGUGCCAGAUGGAGAAAAAAAACUUCGACAGACACCAUAUGCAGCACACCUCACUAUCUUUUUGAUGUGUGCAAAAAUAAUCACCAGACCGCAGUCCGCCGAGGAGGAAGAUUCAUCGACUCCCGAUGCGCAGCUGGAAGCGUAUGCAUCCGACUUCUUUGCAGAACACCUGACCGAGAUCAGCCCAGGAGGACGUAACAGUAUGCACAAGAUCCCAACGCAAGACAGAAAGGACGUGGUCGAAGCUCUUGCAGGUAUUAUGACCAACAAGAACAAUGUCUGCGCUCGGCUUGAGAGACAUGCUCAGAGGGUGUUCUCGAAAAUCUCGAAAGACGGUGACUGGCGCUCUACUGUGCGCGAAUGGGCUGACAUUCCAUCGGAAAGUUUUCAUGACUACGGUUUGUCCGAAGAAGCAGCUCGAUGGGUCUCAUCUGUCAAAGCCGAGCACAGCCUUGGAGAAAUGAUGAUUCCACUGGCCAAGGGACAUGCGGAAAAUCUCAUGAGAGAGUCAAACCCUUGGCAAGCCCAGGAAAUCUACAGAUUCGCUGCCGACGCAUUUCUUUUGACCAACAUGUGCACUGAAGCCAUGAGGGAUGAAUCUUACGAUAUCAACUCCAAAGAUUCUGUCGAUGCUAUCCUCAAGAGCCUCUUCAAUACCAUAACCGUUGAUGAUGAAGGAUUGGCGAAUCGCGCUAUCGGCAUGAUUCAGUACAUUCUUGACCACGCCGAUGCAGAUGUGUUGCUCAGGGCCGUCGAAGGGUGCAAGAAGAGGUUUGACAAAUCUUCUUGCUCCAUGGUUCUGGCAUACAUAAGCUUUCUCGAGAACCGUUACACGGAAGGGAUGAAGCACGCCGAGCGGGCUCUCGAAUUCCUGCAACAAGCCGAACAAGAGGAUGUCUCCGCACCCGCUCUGAGAAGCCGGAAAAGCAGUGCUCUUGUGGGCAUCGCAGUAAUGAAAGCCCGGCUGGUCAGCGAUGGAGGAGAUACAGAACUACUCAAAGCAGUGGUUGACUGUCUGCAUGAUGCUUUUGACGUGUCUGAAGAAUAUGCGUAUCCGGAAGCGCUGUCCCUUCUGAUUUCAAGUGCAACAGUGCUCAACGGGGUUGAGAAAUUGACAGAAGAGUUUGGAAAAUGGCCAGAGAAACAUCAAAGAAUGUGGCUUGAUGGUGCCUUUGAAGAACAACACCAAGGAAAGCUGGACAUGUUCAAGGAGGGUGCCGUUCUCUCUGGAAGAACAGAUCUGAUCACCCACUGGUACAAAAGACUCUGCAAGGCUCCUCGCGAGGAUCCACAGACCAAAGCAUGGGCAGUCUACGAGUUGAUCAACACCUACAGGUUCACUCUAAACCAGCGUGACAACGCCGAACGCGAGCUAGAUCUCCUCCUUCGAGCUGCCAAUUCGCCCUCCCUUAGCUCGUGGUUUCACAUGGCCCAACGGGAUAAAGCUGACAUACUCUAUGAUAAGUUUCGGCACAGCAAUACCGUGAAAGAGAAGGAAGAGUAUCUGGAGAAGAUGAGAAAGCUUCUGAAAUCAGAGGACAACGACAAAAGCUUCGGGCUUUAUGAUUCUCUCGCCUCUAUCCAGCAUGCCCGAAUGGUGCGAGUGGUCGGAAAGCCGGCGGAGUACAUUGACGUGCUGAAGCGCACAUUCGACACUUGCGUCGACUCAUUGGAGGACGAAAUCUUGGACAACGACGGCAGUAGCUUCCGGCUCUUGGCCAAAACCCUGACUUGCCUACCUGAUAUGAAGCAACAAGCCAAGGUUGCAUUGUCAUUGCAGUUUUCGAUGGUCGACACCAAUCUCACGAAACUGUCGAAUGAGGAGGGUCGGGGCCACGAUGUAGAGGACGGCGAUGCAGAAUGCGAUGAGAAUCAGGAGCAUUCUCAGGAAAGCGGUUCCGAGCCUCAGGACGAGCUGUCCAAAGUUUCCGAAGAGAGCGAUGUUUACUUCUUGGAAAUGGAUAGGCAGUUCGCCGGAGAGCCGACCGAGGAAGACCUGAGCAAAUUCUCAAUCUACUGUGACGGCUGCGCCGUGGGGAUCGGCUGGUGGGAAAAGCCCAUGUAUCUGUGUUUAAUCUGCACGGACUGCGACUUAUGCUCCAGGUGUCUCAAGCGGCUAAAGGAAGCAGGGGAUGAUCGCCCAGAGGGGUCAUGGCACUAUUUCUGUGGCAAGGACCAUAAGUACAUUCGGGGCCCUAUGGAUGGCUGGAAGGGCGUGAAAGACGGGGAGAUUCAUUUCGGCGACGAAUCUCUUGGGUUCAAGGACUGGCUGAAGAGGUUGAAAAGUGAAUGGGCGAGAGCAUGCGAGAGGUUCUUGGCUGCCGAUUCCUUUGUUCAUGACAUUUUCUGA
Diplodia corticola is the source of this 4554-nucleotide messenger RNA. Its product is annotated as nacht and tpr domain-containing protein. The record is from RefSeq and is a predicted model, not a curated record. The transcript is spliced from 6 exons. NCBI's taxonomy places the organism in Eukaryota, Fungi, Ascomycota, Dothideomycetes, Botryosphaeriales, Botryosphaeriaceae. Bases 1 to 4554 code for a protein of 1517 amino acids.